AUGCAUCCCCAUCUUGUCGGCGAGAGCAAGCAGCAACACUGCGCUGACCUGAUCCGAGCGCUAGAGGACUGCCACGCAAGGGGUUGGUGGACCAAGAUUACCGGAGGAUGCAAUGGCAUCAAGGAGGACCUCAAUCUCUGCCUGAGGGCCGAGCGCAUCGAGAGGACCAAGAACCAUAUCCAGCAGUCAAAGGAAAAGCGGAAGAAGACCGAAGAGAUCUGGAAAGCCAUCGACGACGAGUCGUGA
Molecule: messenger RNA, 246 nt
Organism: Pseudozyma flocculosa PF-1
Lineage: Eukaryota; Fungi; Basidiomycota; Ustilaginomycetes; Ustilaginales; Ustilaginaceae
Exons: 4
Coding region: 1-246 (81 amino acids)
Cellular component (GO): mitochondrion
Source: RefSeq, a predicted model, not a curated record